GUGUGUGUGUGUGUGUGUGUGUGUGUGUGUGUGUGUGUGUGUGUGUGUGGAGAAACUGAGAAGAACCAGUGUGGAGAGAUUCCCAUGGAGGAGCUGAAACCCUGGAGAGGAAAUUUCUUAAACAGAACGGGGAGCAUGGAGAGUAAGUGUAUACCGAUGGAUUUGUCCCUCCACGUGUCUCUCGCUCCCUCAGUGUGUAUUGUAGCACUGCUGUCGUUCCUGCAGCAUAGAGAGAAAAGAUACUCAUUUGAAGAGAGAUUCCCACAUCUACAGGGACGAUUUGGCAUCGUGGUGCCGUUGGACUUUCUGGGCAGUAUGAGUAAUCGCUGGUCUUAUGGUUUUGCCUUCGGUGCCGUGACCCCCAGCGUCCUGCUGCUGUUCUCCGAGUCUUACACACCGUUUCCUGUUCCACCCUGGGCUAAACCUUUUGUAUAUUUGGUUGGAGCUCUGGAAGUGGGUGUGGCCUAUCUGCCUUUCUUUGUCUGUCUAACAACACCACAUGGAAUACUCAGAGGAGUCCUGGGCCUUCUGUAUACUGUGGCCUGGUUGACAGCAAGAUUAUUUGACAUUGUCACGUGUCCUAAAGGUGAUCUUCUAGGUGAUUAUCAGAAGGUUAUAACGCAGUGGCCGUGUAUCCUGUGUCUGGGUUUCCUGGUUGGACGUUUCCUCACUAUGGUAGUGAAGGAUGUGCGAAUCCACUUAAAGUUUCAGACCAAGCAGCAGGUUGAAGAGGAAAAGCUUUUUCAGUCUAAUCAGUACAAAUAUGUUCAAACUCUGCUGGGACGACCUCCUGAACAGGCUGUGGAGAAGAGUUGGUUUAGGAGGAAGGUGUAUGACUGGGAUCCGUAUUUUAAAUUCCCGAACAGAAUGAUCGGCACCGCAGUCAUCUCAUUUAUCGGCCUCUAUGCGAUGACUCUGGCAGAUUACAGUCUGAGUGGUUUUAUAUUUAGGAAUCUGUUAGCAGCGAUUGACUCUCUGGAGGAUUUGGUCAAAAACAGUAACAACACUGAGAAUCUCUUUAUUUCAUUAUUACCCUACAUCAGCGAGUUCAGCCACGUAGCCUGGCACUCCUGGUUUGCCACGACAAUGUUCACCUCGCUGACAUCUGUUACCUACUUGUUUCACGUGUUAGCAUGUUACAGGAAGCACAUGAAGAGGUUGUGGGCGGGAAAAAAGAACUUUCUGCCAGAAAGGUACUACAAACUCAGCUCUGCUGCCAGCGUGGCUUCCAUUACACGAUAUUCAGGCUGGCAAAUCGCCUUCACUCUUUGGGGUUAUCUUAUAGUGCACUAUGUGCAGUUCUUAAUUGUGUUGCUGUUUGUGUAUCUGGUUGUGUUACCGAUCCAGAAAGGGGGGUUCCUCCCCUGGUUCUCCGCCCUGGCCACCUUACUGUUGACGAUCUUCAUUGUGAUCGCUCUACUGGUGGUGCAGGUUGUGAUGGUCAGGAUCUUCUUCCUGCAGGACAAAAUCUCACCCGAAGAUAAAGAUAAACCUUUAGCACUCAACAACAGGAGAGCCUUUAACAGUUUCAACUACUUAUUUUUCUUUUAUAACGUCAUCAUGGGGCUGAGCACCUGCAUCCUCAGGCUGCUCAACAGCUUUGUUGUAGGAACCUGGCUUGUUCCACGCAUCGACCGGACCAUCAUGCAGCGAGGCUAUGAAGCCCUGGAUCCAGGUUACUGUAUGUGGGUGGGAAUGAUCAUAGCAGAUCAUCAUCACAGUAAUCCAGUUCUGGUGUGUUUCUGCCACCUGCUGCUCAAACACACUGUGCAGAGACUGGGGGCUGUGAACACGUACGCAACAUUCGACAACGCAGAAUUCCCAGCAUUCAGCAGGGUCCGUACUCGCUGGCUGCUCCUCUAUACCCUGCUCAGAAAUCCAAAACUCAUCCUUUUAAGGAAGAGACACCAUAACCACAACCUCCACAGCGACCAGGACCCGCUCACCAUCGCCCGGGUCAUAACAACAUCAUCCCAGCUCGAGAAAAACCAGCAAAUCCAACAGCGUGAUGAUGACGUACCUACAACUCCCAGAGGAUCUCCUCUAAAACAUCCCUGAAUGAACAACCUAAACAACAAGUGGACUAGCUUUGGUUGGGAAAUAAAUCCUGUUUGGAUGAUGUAUCUCUGCAUAUGUUAACAAAGAACAAGCACUAGGAUUACGGCCUUUUAAAUAGCUAGCCGAUGUCCUACAUGCUAAUCGGCUAAGCAGAACUCUCAGGCUCUACAUCCUGACAGAGAAACGCUAAACACAUGACCGCUAGCUACUACAAAUAACACAGAUCACAUCACAAUUCCUUACUGAAUAUGCACUAAAAAUAUAAAAGGUUAUCUUUGGUUACUUUUGUGUUAUUUUUCAUCAAUAAAAUCUUUUGUGAAGUUUAAUAAGUGACAUGUAAGGUGUAAAGCAGAAACAUGACCUAGCAUAAUCACGCUAAUUUUUUUUAUUUAGAUGAUGUAAAAAUGGGGUGACUGAGG
Messenger RNA from Silurus meridionalis, 2477 nucleotides. It is a transcript of the gene stra6l, whose product is annotated as STRA6-like. Gene Ontology annotation, biological process: vitamin A import into cell. The transcript has 18 exons. Bases 85 to 2058 code for a protein of 657 amino acids. The record is from RefSeq and is a predicted model, not a curated record. Gene Ontology annotation, molecular function: retinol transmembrane transporter activity; signaling receptor activity. Gene Ontology annotation, cellular component: plasma membrane. Lineage: Eukaryota; Metazoa; Chordata; Actinopteri; Siluriformes; Siluridae.